UCAGCAGCAGCGGCGAUGGCGGGGCUGGGAGCGGAGCUGGACGAGGCGGCGCUGGCGCUGAUGGAGGCGCUGGAGACGCUGCAGCAGCGGCGGCAGCUCCUGGAGCGGCUCCUGCGGGAGGGGUGGCUCUCGCUGUCCCAAGCCCGGUACUGCCUGGGCUGCCACCGGGUCUCGGCCCUGCAGUAUGGGGCCACUAUGGUGCCAAGGGUGCGGGUGCUGGUCAGGCAGGAACCAGGGGGCCCCCCCCGCUUUGAGGAGGUGCCGGGGACUUGGGAGGACCCCGAGGACACCCAGGAGGGGGGGGGCAAUGGGCUGCGCCAGCGCCGGGGACCCUCAGAGAAAGGGGGGGCCCCUCCGCGCCCCCCCCCGGACCCUUUGACCUGGUUCGGGGUCCUGGUGCCCCCCACAUUGCGGAGAGCACAGAGCUCCUUCAGCCAAGGGGUGACGCUGGCGCUGGAGGUGGCAGCGCUGCAGAGCGAGGUGAUGGAGGCGGCCGCUCGGUACCGGGCUCUGCUGCGGGGGCAGCGGCGCCCUCGUGUGGACACGGAGGGGAACGGCGAAGAUGACCUGGAGCUGCACGAGGACCCUGUGGGUACCAUGGAGCCGAUCUGUGGGUGACAGUGACGUCACCCGUCACAACAGUGAUGUCACCCCUCGCAACCCAUCACAAAGAGUGAUAUCACUGUUUACAACAGUGACGUCACCACAACAGUGACAUCACUGCUCACACAGUGACAUCAUCACUUGUGUCACCAUGCCCCUAAUAAAGACAAUGGAAGCCACA
Melopsittacus undulatus (budgerigar) is the source of this 784-nucleotide messenger RNA. It is a transcript of the gene VMA22, whose product is annotated as coiled-coil domain containing 115. Gene Ontology annotation, biological process: vacuolar proton-transporting V-type ATPase complex assembly. The record is from RefSeq and is a predicted model, not a curated record. Lineage: Eukaryota; Metazoa; Chordata; Aves; Psittaciformes; Psittaculidae. Bases 16 to 618 code for a protein of 200 amino acids. The transcript has 6 exons.